Messenger RNA from Synchiropus splendidus (mandarinfish), 3196 nucleotides. It is a transcript of the gene ilf3b, whose product is annotated as interleukin enhancer binding factor 3b. The transcript has 17 exons. The record is from RefSeq and is a predicted model, not a curated record. Gene Ontology annotation, cellular component: precatalytic spliceosome. Gene Ontology annotation, molecular function: double-stranded RNA binding; single-stranded RNA binding. NCBI's taxonomy places the organism in Eukaryota, Metazoa, Chordata, Actinopteri, Syngnathiformes, Callionymidae. The coding region runs from base 194 to 2728 and encodes 844 amino acids.
CGUCCGUAGGCGUGGCUCGCGGUGCUGUUGCUGCCUGCCGAGGCUCGGGACUCAGGCGUGCAACAUCGCUCGGAGACCGGACGAAGACUGCACAUUUACCAUCCAUUUCAAAGGCUGCAGAGACGGGGUGUAGUGAAGUCUGCCGUUCACAAAAUAAACAAUUCUACACUCUUUGGCGAGCAAAUAUAACAUCAUGCCUCCAAUGCGCCACAGAUCAAUGCGUGUCUUCUUGCAUGACGACCGCCAUGCCAUGGCCAAGCACUCUGCCAUCUAUCCAACGCAAGAGGAGCUUGAAAAUGUCCAGAACAUGGUGUCCCACACAGAGCGGGGGCUGAAGGCAGUCUCUGACUGGCUGGACAGGCAAGAGAAGGGAGGCACAAAGACUGAAGUUGACGCCGCAGAGAGUGAAAAAGACAGCGAACACAAAGAGCAAGCCCACCGCACUCUUCGGGGGGUCAUGAGGGUGGGGCUCGUGGCAAAGGGGCUGCUUUUGAAGGGCGACCUGGACCUUGACCUGGUGCUGCUCUGUAAGGAAAAGCCGACCGGAACGCUGCUGAACACCGUGUCGGAGAAUCUGACCACGCAGCUCAAGGCGAUCACGGAAGAGCAGUAUGUGGUGAGCCAGCAGAUCCCGGAUGCCAGUAUUACCAUCAAGAACACCAAGGAGCCUCCUCUGUCCCUCACCAUUCACCUGACCUCGCCUCAGGUCCGGGAGGAAAUAGAGAAGGCGGCGGCUGGGGAAUCGCUUUCAGUCAACGAUCCUCCGGAUGCUCUGGACAGGCAGAAAUGCCUAACUGCCUUGGCGUCUCUCCGCCACGCUAAGUGGUUUCAGGCCAGAGCCAACGGGCUGCGCUCCUGCGUCAUCGUCAUCCGGAUCCUGAGAGACCUCUGCGCCCGCAUCCCCACGUGGACUCCACUCCAUGGCUGGCCUCUGGAGCUCAUCUGUGAAAAAGCCAUUGGCACCACAAACAGACCGAUGGGAGCUGGAGAAGCCCUGCGCAGGGUUCUGGAGUGUCUGGCGUCCGGGAUCCUCAUGCCAGAAUCUGCGGGGAUCUCUGAUCCCUGUGAGAAGGAGCCCACCGAUGCCAUCGGUCACCUGAACCGCCAGCAGAGGGAGGACAUCACAUCCAGUGCCCAGUAUGCCUUAAGGCUGGCCGCUUUCGGGCAGCUUCACAAAGUGCUGGGUAUGGAUCCACUUCCCACGAAGAUUCCCAAAAAGACUCGUACUGAGACGCCUAUUGACUACAUCGUCCAAAUCCCUCCGAGCACCGCGUAUGCGCCGCCGAUGAAGAGGCCCAUCGAGGAGGAGGAGGGCACGGAUGACAAAAGUCCCAACAAGAAGAAGAAAAAGGUGCAGAAGAAAUCUGCCGACGACAAAGCUGAGCCUCCUCAGGCCAUGAACGCUCUGAUGCGACUCAACCAGCUGAGGCCCGGCCUUCAGUACAAGCUGAUCUCCAAGACCGGCCCGGUGCACGUCCCAGUCUUCACCAUGUCGGUGGAGGUGGAUGGGAAGACGUUUGACGCCUCGGGUCCAUCGAAGAGGACGGCCAAGCUGCAUGUGGCUGUGAAGGUCCUGCAGGACAUGGGUCUCCCCACUGGAGUAGAGGUGAAGACUGAGCCCGCAAAACCAGAAGUCACCGUGGCAGCCGCCCCAGCAGAACUUGCCAAAGUGAAGGUGGAACCUGCAGAGCCGACGCUCGACGCCGUGCCCAACACAGAAACCGCUGAAGCAGCGGAGCCCCCCCGCCAGCAGGGGCCCAUCCUCACCAAGAACGGCAAGAACCCAGUGAUGGAGCUGAACGAGAAGCGGCGCUGCCUCAAGUACGAGCUCAUCUCCGAGACGGGCGGCAGCCACGACAAGCGCUUCGUCAUGGAGGUGGACAUCGACGGCCAAAAGUUCCAAGGGACCGGCUCCAAUAAGAAGGUGGCCAAGGCUCACGCCGCCCUGGCUGCCCUGGAGCAGCUCUUCCCUGAGGGCAGCGCGCCAGAGGCGCCGGCCAAGAAGAAGGGCCUGCCCAUGCACAACCCCGGAGGCUACGGCAUGAUGGGACCCCCCGGGAACGGAGCGCCACCUAGAGGCAGGGGGAGGGGCCGCGGGCGCGGCAGGGGCAGAGGCUUCAACAACAGUGGAGGAUACGGCCAGGGAGGCUUUGGAUCCUUCGGUUACGGGAACAACGCCAACCCAGGAUACAGUUACAGCUACAACAACGCUGGACAAAACGGAGGAGCUUGCACCACGAGCAGUCCGUCCGCCGGCCCCCCAGCGUCCCCCGUCUCUGGAUCCUCACAGAGCUCCUACGGUUCGUUCUACCAGAACAACGGUGCCUACAGUCCCUCGCCCGCGGUGAAGCCCAAAAAGAAGCCCCCCAUGCACAAAGGAGUGAAGCCUUUCCCAGGACCGCAGGGCGUGAGCGGCGUCCCCGCAGGUGGCUUCCAGCCAGGAGGCUCACCGGGACCGGCCUCCUACGGCCCGUACGGCUAUGGGCAAGGGAAGAAGAGCUUCAACCAGAGCCAGGUGGGGUCUGGUGGGUAUGCCUACAGCACCGCCUACCCAAGUCAGGUGACGGGAGGAGCCGGAAGCAGCCAGAACUACAACUAUGAUGGAUUCGGAAGCCUGCCAAACUACAGCUCCCAAGGAGCAGGGAACAACCAAGGGUUCGGGAACUCUCCGUACCACACUGGAGGUUACGGGAAAUCGGACGGCAGCAUGAGCUACCAGUACAGAUAGACUGCACGACUCUGAGAGGUCCAUCGGCUCCAGUCGUCCCGCAGUCGGACACGUCCGUUGCUGCUGCUGCCGCCGCCGCCGCCUUCCUACAUCCUCGCCGUUUCCCCAUUGUUGUGUAGCAAGUGAUGUUGUGGCUGCCACUGGCCCCCCGUCCUGUGCUGAACUCCAGGUCAUUCUUUUAUAAACAUUUGACUCCUGUCUCACUGACAGAGGAGACCUUCAACUCUCAAGAGUUUGACAUUUUAUUUCGUCGUCGUCUGGUAUAGACAUACACAAACUCGUUGGGUUGUGUAGAUACGUUUAAGCUGACCUUGUAAUUAUGGCGUGUUUGUGAUCGGAUUGUUUGAAGGAACUUUUUUGAGGUUGCUGGAAACAAUGCAAUUAUGAAAUGUUACUGCUGAACAUGGCCUCAGAUGGAUUUGUUUCUCAUCAGCUGUUUGUAUGAAUAAAUGAUUUUUAUUUUGGAGA